Chanos chanos (milkfish) is the source of this 3958-nucleotide messenger RNA. RefSeq names its product estrogen receptor 2b (gene esr2b). Bases 148 to 1974 code for a protein of 608 amino acids. Gene Ontology annotation, biological process: cellular response to estradiol stimulus; estrogen receptor signaling pathway; regulation of DNA-templated transcription. The record is from RefSeq and is a predicted model, not a curated record. Gene Ontology annotation, molecular function: sequence-specific DNA binding; nuclear estrogen receptor activity; zinc ion binding. The transcript is spliced from 10 exons. Gene Ontology annotation, cellular component: nucleus. NCBI's taxonomy places the organism in Eukaryota, Metazoa, Chordata, Actinopteri, Gonorynchiformes, Chanidae.
GUCAUUUUGUGCUGCUCCAUACUUUGAAAGCAAGUGAGCGGUUAAAGCGAGAGAACAGUGCUGCAGGACACUCCGCUCAACCUCAGAGUGAAUAAUAGAAAGACCAACCACUGAUCAGGCAAGCUGACAGCUGCUCCUUUUUACAGGAUGAGCUCCUCCUCUGGGAGAGAAGCUGAGCCUGACUCCCCUGGGCUGCAGUUUCAAGAGGUGGGCUCUAUGGACAGCCAGGCCGUCUGUGUACCAUCCCUGUAUGCUGAUGGAAACCAAGACUACACUCAAGAGUACGCUCAUGGCAGCUUGUCCUUCUACUAUCCAUCUUUGUUGGAUUUUAGCCAGCCACCCAUGUCCAAAAGCCCCUCUCUCUUUUGGCCCCCGACUGCCCCUCAGAGCAUGCCUACACUCACCCUGCAUUGCCCUCCUCCACUUGUGUACCCUGACCCCCCCACCUUCCCCCCUUGGCCAGAGGCUGAAGACCACACCCAGGGUGAGGGCAGUUCUCUAAUGAGACAGAAGACUAAGGUAAUGGCAAAGAAGUUGGAGGAGGGUAAGGAGGGGCAGAACUCCUCCUCCUCCUCCUCCUCCUCCUCAGAGGCUAUGGGGAGGAAGGACACACACUUCUGUGCGGUGUGCCAUGACUAUGCUUCAGGUUAUCACUACGGCGUGUGGUCGUGUGAGGGAUGCAAGGCCUUCUUCAAGCGAAGUAUCCAAGGACACAAUGGCUACAUCUGCCCAGCUACCAACCAGUGUACCAUUGACAAGAAUCGCCGCAAGAGCUGCCAAGCCUGUCGGCUACGUAAGUGCUAUGAAGUGGGCAUGAUGAAGUGUGGCGUAAGACGGGAACGCUGCAAUUACCAGGCUGUGUCACGACAUCGCCGAAUGGCUCAGACACACCACAACUCCAGAGGCAUCAUGGAGGUCAGAGGUCACUUACAGCGAGGAGCCCGCGGUCGGUUCCUCAUGCCGCACCCUCUCACACGACCCUCCAACAAGCCAAACGGGCACUGUUCAACACUGACCCCAGAACAGCUGGUGUCCUGCAUUCUGGAGGCAGAGCCUCCGCAGAUCUAUCUGAGGGAGAAGCUGAAGAAACCCUACACAGAGGCCAGCAUAAUGAUGUCACUGACGAACCUGGCCGACAGAGAGCUGGUCCUCAUGAUCAGCUGGGCCAAGAAGAUCCCUGGUUUUGUGGAGCUGUGUUUGGCAGACCAGGUUCACCUGUUGGAGUGCUGCUGGCUGGAGGUCCUGAUGAUGGGACUCAUGUGGCGGUCUGUCGAUCACCCUGGAAAACUCAUCUUCAGCCCAGACUUAAAACUCAACAGGGAGGAGGGGAGCUGCGUGGAGGGCAUUAUGGAGAUCUUUGAUAUGCUUCUGGCGGCCACCUCCCGUUUCAGGGAGCUGAAACUCCAGAGGGAGGAGUAUGUCUGUCUCAAAGCCAUGAUACUUCUUAACUCCAAUUUGUGUACGAGUUGUCCAGUAUCAGUGGAGGAGGUGGAGAGUCGGAACAAGCUGCUCCGGCUCCUGGACACUGUGACGGAGGCAUUAAUGUGGGCCAUCUCUAAAACUGGCCUGUCCACUCACCAGCAGUCCACACGCCUGGCCCACUUACUAAUGUUACUGUCACACAUACGCCACCUCAGCAAUAAAGGCAUGGAACACCUGUCCAGUAUGAAGAGGAAGAAUGUGGUGCUGCUCUAUGACCUGCUUCUGGAGAUGCUGGAUGCUAACACAGCCCACAAUAGCAGAAUAUCCACCUCUAAUAACUGUUCUCCUUCCCAACCUGCUGCUCUGCUGGUUUCAGACUCCGCCCUCAACACCCAGAGCCCGCCCACACAGCAGAACACCACUCCUGAUCCAGAGAAAAACAAGAGAGCAGAAUCUAACCCUCAGCCACGACAGGCCAGUCCUGAGGCCCUGGGGCCAGUAGGUCUGAGUGUGUACUUCAGCCCUAACCAGCAGGACAUGGCUGCGGUCUGAGACUAGAUGGUGACUUCACCUGGAGAUCUCAUGUACAGUCCCUGGUCUGGAAGUGUGUCUGAAGGAGAGACUGAAAACUGGACUUCAGGGACCAUAAAUGAAGAAAAAUGUCAGAUCCUUCUACACACCCUUAAGAACACAGGACUCAUCUGUGCUUGUUGUGUUGGGAUAUAUCUCGUAAGGGUUGGAUUUACUAAGAACAUCAAUCAUGGGAACUAAUUUCCCUGUCCAGAAAACUAAAAUGCACAAGCACACAGGUUCCUGUUGGCAGGGAAAUCAACUAAGAUUACAUAACAGUCUGUAACAGCCACAAGUGGUCUCAUCUCAAUAACUGGCACGUCCUCACAUUGUGGUGCGUUUGCCUUUGAUGUUUUGACUGAUGUUGACAGGUUUCCAUAACAGACAUAAUGAUAAUCCUGUCACAUUGCAUGCUCUCUCCAGUAAUUCAACUUAAAGCUCCAAUAAUGAGUGGAGCAAAUUGGCCAGUUUGAAGUCAGUUAGAAAAAGGUGUUUCAUUACUCCAUCUGAGAACUGAGAAAAACAGACAAUCAUUUGGUAAAAGCUUUCUCUCAACGUUAUGGCAUGCAGAGUAAUUAUGCUGACAUUCUCUUCUUUGGCACUGACCACACUCUUAAGUUGGUCAGCUUUAGUCACAGCUGUUAGUCACAACUUUACACAUUUUAAAAUGCCAGCAAACCUUUACAAAAUCUGGCUCCUAGUCUGUUAAAUAUUGUAAAAUACUUUUGAGUCGUUGUAUGCUCUUUGCUAUGGGUGACAGGAAAUGGUAAAUCAUACCUUCAAAAAAAUUCAGUCAAGUUUUCAGCUGUUAUGUACUCUUAUUCUUUAUCAGCAUGUGCACAAUCAUGUGACUAUUUUUAUGGUAAUUUCUACAGUGCUUUUGCAAAAAGAGAAAACACAGCUGACAGGACCACAGGAUCAUGUUUUAAGCUGAUGGCAAGACAAUGAGGACAUCAGACUCACUUCUCAGUGGAUUUAUGGCACAGUAGGAUCGCAUUAAAAAUUAGACUUUUUCCUAACUUUAAAACACAGCUGAAAUUUUAAAACAGAUUCCUUGCUAAACGCACUGGCCUUACUACACACGGCCAUCCAAACACAGAUGGCUGUGUUUGGAUGAAUUAGAACAUUCCAUUAUAGGGAUUUUAACACUGUUUUUGCUUGUAAAUAAUCAGAUUAAUUAUGCAGUGGCUGCACUUUUGUCAGUCUACACUGGACCCAAACUGAUGCAUGUCCUUUUUUGCAUCCUGUUUGCCUUUUCUCUGUGUGUGUAUGUGUGUGUGUGCGUGUGUGUGUGUGUGUGUGAGAGAGAGAGAGAGAGAGAGAGAGAGAUGUUUCCUAGGCUAUCUGGGACUGUCUGAAGGCAAACAGCCUGCUGUAAAUGACUGUAUCAUGUGGUAUCGUGUUAUUGAGUAGUUGUUGUAAUAUAAACUAUGAUGAAUGUUGAGCUGUUUUUUUUUAUUUGUUGUGUGAGUAAAGCUUCAGUGGGGCCACACCUGCCUGACUCCUCUCACUCUUCAUGAUCACCGGGUUAUGAAUGCGAUCCACAGUCGUGGACAGUAUGUGCACACUUGCAGUUCUUGUCUGAAUGAUUCAAAUGUAAAAAACCUAUUGUUGUAUUGUAGCACACACACACACUGUCUCUGAAUUGCUGUUUGGGAGAUGCCAGCAUCCACUCAAUGCUGGAAACUGUACUUGGGAAAACAUUCACAAAAUCAUUCAUUUAUCACUAUGAUCAGUGACUACUCUUAAAAACAAUGUACAUAGCCUGAAGCAGCUUAUGCUUGGUAACAUUCUGACAUAAGCUCUGUUUUCCACAGUGCCAUGUAAGAUGUGAAUGUAUUUGAGGAAGAUUUUCAGUCAUUGACAAAGAGCUGAAUGUUCAUUGAAUGUCUUAUUGCACUAUUACUCUAAAAUGUUUCAUUUUGAAGGGAAAAAAAAGAAUAACCAGCAUACCACAGCUCUGUAA